Molecule: messenger RNA, 1378 nt
Organism: Triplophysa rosa
Lineage: Eukaryota; Metazoa; Chordata; Actinopteri; Cypriniformes; Nemacheilidae
Exons: 8
Coding region: 236-1105 (289 amino acids)
Source: RefSeq, a predicted model, not a curated record
CAGAAUUAAGAUGUUUUUAUCGAUACACCAGAACUCAUGGACGGAAAAAACAUUUGGAGGAUGGAUUGAUGCUCUUUUUAACGAUUUUCCAAUACCUUGUAGAAUCGAGAGAGACGUGGUUAGUGAGAUAUGGAUUUAAGGCGUGACACUUGCAGUAAUUCUGCUCAAUUUAAACGUAUCUCAUUCACAGCAGAUCGAAUUGAUUUUUUCUGCGCAUAUAAACCUUAGUUCCGGUAUGAAGGAAAAAGAACAGAUCAGGAGACUUCAGCACUUCCUGUCUGAGCUUGCAAUACUGGGGUCCUUACAGGGCUUCCAUUAUUUUCAGCCUUGGCUGAGAGGGAGAGAAGAACUUCUGCUGACUGUUGUGAAUGAUGAUUUGAGAUGGCGUUCUCCUGGGUAUGCCGUGUCUGUGGCCUCCAACUUUACCAGCACAACCUGCAGUAGCAGCUACAGUUUGGACAGUGACUACGCCAGGUCCCCUUUGACUGGAGAAGAGCCAUUUCCACAGGUCAAGAAGCAGACGCCAUCAGCCACGCAGCAGCAAACUCCCAGCAGGGGAUGCGAUUCUCAUCUUCUCCCAGCCUCACCCAGUGAGAGAGAGAUUGCUGUUCCUGAAGUCAACUGCACCCUGUUCUUGUUGGCUGGCUAUGCCAAGUAUGGGCAACCUUAUUCCUGGAUUCGGUCUAAUCAUGAGCGCCUGGUAAACAUCGGAGGAACUGAUACUCUGGUUAAAGAUACACCAAUGAAACUCAAGUCUAUCACAGACUGGAUUUCAGCACCAGAAGGAACUCAUGCAUGGGAUAUUGUGAAUGAGUUAGUGGGACUGUGCACCAUGCCACCUCCUGACAACCCAUUCUCUCUAGACAUGAGGUACCUCCAAACCCUCUCCCUUCCAGAACGCUUCCUGGUCACUGGGGCCCUUCUGAACUUCCUGGAGAUGAUUGUGGUUCAGGGAAACCGAGAGGAACUAUUCUAUGAUCUGGUGGUGGCAGAGUUGAAGCCAUUGAGACAGCUUCAUUUUAAGAGUCUCUCUGAGGUCCAGAGACUUCAAGGCAGUGACAGCACUACAAGUCCCUCAGCGGAAGAAUCUCCAGACAAUAACUGAAAAAAUAAGGAAUAGCUUCAUGUUCCAGAGGUUUAUUCCUUUAAACACUCUACAUGGGCUCCAAACAAAACAUCGCCAACUAAAGUUGAAACAACAUUAUGUAAAAAACAAUAAUACGGUUUUAUUCUUUAUUAUCUUUAGUGAUGAUGGUGGCUGUUUUGCAGUCUUUUAACAUGUUGCCUUAUAUUCACAAAAUUGAACCAUUGUGACUUCUUAGUAUUUUGAGUGUGAUAUGUUCACCAUACAAAAUAACACAAAAUAAACUAAAUUAAA